Messenger RNA from Onychostruthus taczanowskii (white-rumped snowfinch), 941 nucleotides. RefSeq names its product carnosine synthase 1-like. Bases 123 to 941 code for a protein of 272 amino acids. Gene Ontology annotation, molecular function: carnosine synthase activity; ATP hydrolysis activity. Gene Ontology annotation, biological process: carnosine biosynthetic process. The transcript has 4 exons. The record is from RefSeq and is a predicted model, not a curated record. NCBI's taxonomy places the organism in Eukaryota, Metazoa, Chordata, Aves, Passeriformes, Passeridae.
CCCACGGGAGCCGGGGUUGGGGCUCCCAGCACCGCCUGGGUGUGGCCGGGGAGGGGUGGCAUGUCCCCAGGGAGCCGCGCUGACUCUGCCUGUCCUUCUCUUGCAGCCCCUGUGUCACCAGGAUGCUCUCGACGUCCCAGCCGAGCCCGGAGCGGGUGCCCAGCCCGGAGGAGCAGGAGUGGGCAGGGCCCGAGGCGCUGUGCCCGGGCUGGCUGGAGGACGAGGCCCCCGAUGGCGAAGUGCCCGGGGACAGCGGGGACCCCGACGGUGCCACCCACGCCUACGAGCGGCUCCAGAGCGCCCUGUGCCAGGAGGGGCUGCCCCCCACGCUGGACUGCUCCGCGGAGCCCCGCACGGGAUUUGGCCCGCUGGACAUGACCGUUUGCAUCCUGGGCUCCCCCAUCCCCUUCCUGCCGGUCCUGCUGGAGGGUGGCACCCGCUGCCCAGGUGCCAUGGUGCUGUGCCUGUCCCCCACCUGGGCCAGCCGGGUGCCAUCGGAGUCGUCCCCAGGCGCCUGGUCCCUGCUGCUCUCCCGGGGCGUCUCCUUCAAGGUGGGGGGGCACAGCGCCCUGGAGACCUUCGUGCCCCCCCGCCGCGCCAACUACGUGACGGGCACCUUCGCGCCGGGGGACCAAGAGGGCGGCUGGGUGGGCGAGCUGGCCCGUGACCUCGACUGCCCCACGGGGGGCUCGGUCCCGCUCGCCCACCGCCUCGAGGACACGCUGGUCACCCGCUGCGUGCUGGCGGCUCACACCAACCUGCCCGUGCCCCCCACCCUGGCCUUCGUCCUGGGGGCCAGGGAGGACCUGCCCGCCGAGCCCGUGGCCCCCGGGGUGAGGCUGGUGCGGCUGCAGGACCCCCAGGGCCAGCAGAGCCUGGUGCAGGAGGAGGUGGGCACCUUCCUGGGGGGCACCGCCAUGGAGCCCUACGGCUGGGACUAG